AUGCAGUCAUUCGAGACUUUUAGGAGCAAGCAAUUGUCACUUGCACAGUUUAGCCAGAUAAGCCGGAAAUGUUCGACAGGACAUUCAACCAAAAAAGGGGGAAAAGUCUUGGGGAAGAUAGAGGGAAUCCAAUUGGGCUGUGUUUUAAGCUGUCAUUACACCAUCAAAACCCAUUUCCGAUUACGCCGCCAGUCACCGGAGCUUCCAUUUCCGAGCUUUCCACCGCCCAAUCGUCGACUCCGUGCACGCCUCAUAACUCGAACUUCACUCUCUUCCAUGGCACUCCAGGUCCAGGACCAACAAUCAUUUCACAAAUCCAGAGAUGUGCUUCCUAAAAUCGACAAAAGUAACCGCUUUUGCAGCCCUAAAGCCGCCCGGGAGCUUGCUUCAUUAAUCGUUUAUGCGUCGUGUUUGCAAGGCUCGGACCCUAUUUGGCUGUUUGAGAAAUGGAUUAACGCAGCCAGAGAACAAGGUUAUGAAUUCGACAAGGAUUCAUUAUUGCAAUACAACCACAUGAGCUUCGGAGAACCUCCGGUCACUACACAAUCCAUUGAAGAAGCCGAUGAGCUUUUAUGCAGCGAUGAGCAGGAUUCCACCAUUGAGGCCGAAGUUCUAUCGGCUCCUCCAAAGUUGGUGUACAGCAAACUUAUUUUGAGUUUCACAAGGAAACUUUUGGUAGCAACAGUGGAUAAACUGAGUUCAGCUUGUAAGCAUUUCAAUAAUGGAGUAGACCAAUGCUAUUUAAUUGUUUGA
Messenger RNA from Hibiscus syriacus, 753 nucleotides. RefSeq lists its product as uncharacterized. Bases 1 to 753 code for a protein of 250 amino acids. Gene Ontology annotation, cellular component: chloroplast. NCBI's taxonomy places the organism in Eukaryota, Viridiplantae, Streptophyta, Magnoliopsida, Malvales, Malvaceae. Gene Ontology annotation, biological process: DNA-templated transcription termination. The transcript has 2 exons. The record is from RefSeq and is a predicted model, not a curated record.